AGGACUAUAACGACAGUCGUUACCGUGAUGGUGGUUUCUAUUCGGUUGCCCCAAUAUAACGAGAGCUCCACCCGCCGGACGCGUCGAAGCACACUUUGGCGAUUAUGGACUCGAUACAAGAAAGGUUGGAUUAUAGGAGUUGUGCUAUUUGUUGAGCUAGUACGCUUUUUACUAGUAUUCUCCCGGGACGACGAUGCACGAGGCCAGUGGGCUGAUAAAUACGUCGAAGGGGAGGAAUCAGAAAAUCUUGGGUGGGGGGAGGAGAAUCUUGGGAGGGAAGUUAGGGGGGUGAAGAGACUGGUUAUUGUCACUUGUCAUGCCAUCUGGGUCGGGGGAAUCGAUGGGAAGAAUGAGACUGAAUGGUAGGUGGGGCCUUAUUAAAAACUGCGAGAACUUACUGCGGAAUAAGUGAACGAGCUGACCCGGGGAGGUGUGAUAAGGAUGAUUGAAGAUUUUCAGACGGGCGAGGUCGACAUCUAUGUACGACAUAUUAAAGCCGGGGUUGAAGCUGCAUCGGAGGAUGCAGAGAGUUUGCUAGUAUUCUCUGGGUGGGUUUCUUUCCUGUCCCCCCUCUGUCAUCUGCUCGUAUGUAUGAUACCACUGCUAACAACCCCUUAGAGGCGAAACAAAGAGUGCUGCUGGGCCCCUCAGCGAAGCUGAAAGUUACUACGUAACCCACCUAGCCGUUCCGCCAAAUCAAUUCCCCAGACAUGUGCCCGCAAUAGCUAAUGCCCAAACAGCGUCUAGCUCAUGCCUUACAUCUCUUCACCCCCGCCCUCCUUCCCAGAACAACAACAGAAAUCCACGCCCGGGACUCCUACCAAAACCUCGUAUUCUCCAUCGCCCGCUUCCACGAACUAACGAACACCUACCCAUCCUCAAUAACCCUAAUCUCCCACGCCUUCAAAGAGCCUCGCUUCCUGCGCAACCACCUCCGCGCAAUCUCCUACCCUGAAGACAAAUUUCAAUUCAUCGGAAUCGACCCCGAAGAAGGCGUCGGUGACGCAGUCCUCAAAGGUGAAGCGAGGACCCGCCAAGUCUGGGACGGGGAUUUGUACGGGUGCAAGAGUGAGGGGGAAUUACGAAGGAAGCGGCAGGGACGAAAUCCGGGAAGGAGAUGGGAUGGUGGGUACGGCGUCAGUUGUCCUGAGUUGGGGGAGUUGUUGGCGUAUUGUCCCAGUGAUGGGGUGAGUGAGUUUGGAGGGGAGCUACCGUGGAGCGAAUCCGUUUGAAAAAAUCGGUUGAGAAAUAAUUAUGGGAAAAAAUAAUACUGGGGGAGGUGUUUUGGUCCUAGAGGGCGUUUUUGAAACUGGUGAAAUUAGACUGGCCAAUUUGUUCAUUUUUGGUUCUAGCUUCCCUUUGCUACGAUACGGGUGUUAUGUGUUAGAUAUUGGGCGAUUUCCUUAACAGAACUUCCUGUACUUAUAUGUUUAUGGGAAUUAAUAUAUUAAUCACGACUACCUUAUUACCGGUACUCGAUUCUCUUC
Messenger RNA from Tuber aestivum (summer truffle), 1487 nucleotides. Lineage: Eukaryota; Fungi; Ascomycota; Pezizomycetes; Pezizales; Tuberaceae. The record is from the annotation of a GenBank genome assembly.